Micropterus salmoides (largemouth bass) is the source of this 1573-nucleotide messenger RNA. It is a transcript of the gene trim13, whose product is annotated as tripartite motif containing 13. Gene Ontology annotation, molecular function: zinc ion binding. Gene Ontology annotation, biological process: positive regulation of macroautophagy; innate immune response; positive regulation of canonical NF-kappaB signal transduction. Lineage: Eukaryota; Metazoa; Chordata; Actinopteri; Centrarchiformes; Centrarchidae. The record is from RefSeq and is a predicted model, not a curated record.
AUGAUUGCGUUGCACUGUGCGUCUCAGCAGCUGGACACCAUGGAGCAGCUAGAGGAGGAACUUACUUGCCCAAUCUGCUGCGGUCUCUUCGAGGACCCGCGGGUUUUGCUGUGCUCACACAGCUUUUGCAAGAAAUGCUUGGAGGGACUCUUGGAAGGGAACCGAGGUCCGGCUUUCAGAACACCUUUCAAAUGUCCCACAUGCCGCAAAGAGACCCCUCACAACGGCGCAAACAGUCUGCAGAUCAACUAUUCUCUACGCGGAAUAGUGGAGAAGUACAGCAAAAUAAGGGUUAUGCCUAAGAUGUCUGUUUGUAAACAACACUGCGGCCAACCUCUAAACAUAUUUUGCGCCACAGACUUAAAACUCAUUUGUGGGUUUUGCGCAACAAUAGAUGACCACAAAGGGCAUAAAUUCUGCUCCUUGGAGGAGGCAUAUGAACGAGAGAAGGAGGCGUUUGAAGAGCUGCUUCGCGGGGUGGAGAACUGGCAGAGCGCAGAUAUCCUGUCCUGCCUGGAGACACUACAAGCCAGUAAGAAAAGGGCGCUUCAGUCGGUGACCAAGGAUGCAGAAAAGGUAACCGACUAUUUCGACAAACUCACCAGUUCCAUUGAAUGCAAAAAGAACGAGAUCCUCUCCGAUUUCGAAACACUGAAGCUAGUGGUGAUGCAAGCAUACGACCCGGAGAUCACAAAGCUGAGCGCAGCGAUGGAGGAGCAGAGACGGGCGCUCAGCAUCGCCGAGUCUUUCAGGAGCGUCUCCGACCCCCUGUGCUUUCUGCAGCAGAUGCAGGAGUUUCGGGAGAAGUUUAAAGUCCUUAAGGAGACCCCACUGCCUUCUCGGAAAGACAUGGACGUCGGUCCCCUUGUGCGCAAUUUCGAUGUUAAAAAGUGGGACUCACUGCGGCUCAGAGAAGUGGACAAGAUCUCAGUCCCCCACGAGAGUGGCUCCUACCGAGCAGGGGGCUCACGGAUGGCAGCGCCUAGAUGGAUCACCUUAUUUAUGAGUUUGUUACUGGCAACACUGCUCCUGCUGCUGCCGCCGCACAACCUUGCAGCCUACGUGCCCUCGCAGAUUGAACCAUUUCUCCCUGCAGUGUCCUCGCACCUUACCCACACCGGUGUGUACCUGCGGGAAAUGACUGACAUGUGCACAAGUUUAAUAGUUGCAGGUCAGGAAUGUGUCAUGAACUUAAUUUACUCUGCUGUCAGUUUUAUUGGAAGUUGUAAAUUGUUUUAAUUACUAGCCUGUGGCAUCUUUGACAUGCACACACAGCUACAAAUUGUUAUCCAAGUAGUGACCUGUGAGGGACAUUAAAGUAGCGGCAGAUAUGUACCUGAAUAUUUGUGAAUUCUUGUUUACUGUUAUUUUUUUUGUAUAUAUAUAUAUUUUGCCAAAACUAAAACCUCAAUGAAGCUAUAGAAUCAACGCUACAUUUACAUCAGAUGGACGCUGAAUCAUAUUUCUUACCUCGAAUGUGCAAUCUGUUUUCUCUUUUUUUAUUACGAUAUGACAAAUUUACACUUGUCUGAGAUGAUCUUGAUUGGCUAAAUAAAACAGAAAUGUAAUUCAC